AUGUCUCUUUUCUCUGCUUACAUUAUGACAGGAUACAGGGAUGAUAUUUGCACACUCUUCCCCUCUUCUAUGCAAUGUCUCUUUUUCUCUGCUUACAUUAUGACAGGAUACAGGGAUGAUAUUAAGCAACACUUCCCCUCUUCUAUGCUAUGUCUCUUUUUCUCUGCUUACAUUAUGACAGGAUACAGGGAUGAUAUUAAGCACCUCUUCCCUCUUCUAUGCAAUGAUACAGGGAUGAUAUUAAGCACACUCUUCCCUCUUUCUAUGCUAUGUCUCUUUUUCUCUGCUUACAUUAUGACAGGAUACAGGGAUGAUAUUAAGCACCUCUUCCCCCUUCCUAUGUCUCUUUCUCUGUCUUACAUUAUGACAGGAUACAGGGAUGAUAUUAAGCAACCUCUUCCCUCUUCAUUUAUGUCUCUUUUUCUCUGCUUACAUUAUGACAGGAUACAGGGAUGA
Molecule: messenger RNA, 456 nt
Organism: Acanthosepion pharaonis
Lineage: Eukaryota; Metazoa; Mollusca; Cephalopoda; Sepiida; Sepiidae
Source: the annotation of a GenBank genome assembly